Molecule: messenger RNA, 813 nt
Organism: Chelmon rostratus (copperband butterflyfish)
Lineage: Eukaryota; Metazoa; Chordata; Actinopteri; Chaetodontiformes; Chaetodontidae
Gene: cd99l2
Product: CD99 molecule-like 2
Exons: 10
Coding region: 22-777 (251 amino acids)
Biological process (GO): T cell extravasation; positive regulation of neutrophil extravasation; homotypic cell-cell adhesion
Source: RefSeq, a predicted model, not a curated record
GAGUGUGUGGACCCUGGAGGAAUGGCGAACCGCUCCCUGAGCUCUCUCUGCCUGCUGCUGGCGCUGCUGCUGCCGCUGGAAGUCCUGUCUCAGGAUGAUUUGAACCUGGCCGAUGCUCUGCCUGACGAUGACAGUAAACCAACAGUCCCUUCAUCAAAGCCAGCAGCACCAGCAGGAGGAGCAGGAGCAGGAGGGGACCUUGACCUGGAGGAUUUCUUUAAAUUCGAUGGCACCACCACCACCACCACCACCAAAGCCCCACCCAAGGUUGUGCCUAAAGCACCCACAGGCACGAAGGCCCCAGUAAAGCCCAAACCCAAGCCAGCUGCCGAUGACUUUGACCUGGCUGAUGCCUUGGACCCCAACAAUGACAUUGGUGGCAAGGAUAAGAGCAAGGGGCAGGGAGGUGGGUUUUCUGACAGCGAUCUGUUUGAUGUUAGUAAAGAUGAUACCUACAAGCCUGACAAAGGCAAAGGUUCACGUCCCAGUGGUGACAGCGAUCAGAUAAACCAGUAUGACGACAACAAUGAGACAACAACAGAGGUGGGCACCAUUGCAGGGAUUGCCAGUGCAGUUGCCAUGGCGCUGGUGGGUGCAAUCAGCAGCUACAUCUCCUACCAGAAGAAGAAGCUGUGCUUCAGUAUACAACAGAGCCUGAACACUGACAUGGUGAAGGCAGAGAACCCUGAGGCUGUGGUGGCUACAGAACCACAAGUUCAACAGACCCUCCUGGAGCCACCCAAUGCUGAACCCCCCACCGAAGAGAAUGCUGUGUAACACACACACACACACACACACACACAACCCCCCCAA